AUGACCCAUUGGAACGGGACGAUCCUGGGACCGCCAAACUCGUCACACGAAAACAGAAUCUACUCGCUCACCAUAGAAUGCGGCCCAGAGUACCCAGAAAAGCCGCCCAUCGUCAGAUUCAUAUCGAAGAUCAACCUGCCAUGUGUCGACCAAAAUACAGGACUCGUGCUAGCCAGCAAGUUCCCUACACUGAACUCCUGGAAAAGAACGUACAGCAUGGAGAUCCUGCUGCUGGAGCUCAGAAAAGAGAUGGCCAGCGGACCAAACAGGAAACUGCCGCAGCCUCCAGAGGGCGAGACGUUCCAACUCCAUUAA
This is a messenger RNA of Ogataea angusta, 315 nucleotides long. RefSeq lists its product as uncharacterized. The transcript has a single exon. Gene Ontology annotation, cellular component: nucleus. The record is from RefSeq and is a predicted model, not a curated record. Gene Ontology annotation, biological process: protein K63-linked ubiquitination; DNA damage tolerance. Lineage: Eukaryota; Fungi; Ascomycota; Pichiomycetes; Pichiales; Pichiaceae. Bases 1 to 315 code for a protein of 104 amino acids.